AUGGAGGAGCGGAAGGAGGAGGGCGAGGCCGAGGUCCAGGAGCACGGGCCAAAGCACGGGUUCUCCAAGUGUCAGCGGCAGUGCCUGGCCUAGGCCGAGCAGGACAAGCAGCUCCCCGAGCUGCAGGAGGAGGCGGCGGUCGCCGCGCAGCCGGAGCAUGAGCAGCAGAAGCUGUGGCACCUCUUCCAGAACUCGGCCACCGCCGUGGCCCAGCUCUACAAAGACCGAGUGUGCCAGCAGCCAGGACUUUAUCUCUGGGUCCCCUUCCAAAACGCAGCCGCCGCGGUGACCGAUCUCUACAAAGAAAGCGUGGAUACCCAUCAGCGAAGUUUUGAUAUUGGAAUUCAGAUUGGCUAUCAGCGACGCAAUAAGGAUGUGUUGGGUUGGGUUAAAAAACCUAUUCGUAGAGAAGAUUUGAUCAGCUUCCUGUGUGGAAAGGUUCCUCCACCACGAAACUCCAGAGCUCCCCCAAGACUGACUGAGGUGUCCCCUAACCGAGCUACUUCAACAGAAACUAGCUCAUCCCUAGAGACUGAUUUGCAACCCUUCCGGGAAGCCAUAGCUCUGCAUGGUCUUAGUGGUGCAACGGCUAGUAUAAGCGUGCGUUCGAGUACCCCAGGCUCUCCUACACAUGUGAGCAGUGGAUCGAAUGCUAGUCAAGGGAGAAAUGGACUCCAUGAUGUCGAUUUGAACACUUUCAUAUCAGAAGAAAUGGCACUCCACCUGGGCAAUGGUGGAACUAGAAAGCGUACCUCAGCCCAGUGUGGUGACGUCAUUACAGACUCAGCAACCCAUAAACGCAACAGAAUGAUCUAAACUGUAAACAUUUUCACGCCCACCAUGCUGCUUGAAAGCCACUUGACCCUCAACAUAUUCUAUUAUUGCAAAGGAAACAUGAGGCCAUCUUCCCUUGUUCACUGUUUAAGACAAGUGAAUUCUAUAGUGGUUGCCAUAAAAGGAAGUUGUAGGUAUUUCCAGUAGAUGCCUCUUGUAACCAUGGCUUUCCUCAAACUGUAAUCCUAGCAGAGGAUAUCAGAUGUUGUGUAGUUGUUAGCAAGAUCAUCAUAGGCAAACAUACAUCCUUUCCAAGGCUAAAAGUGACCUUAACUGUAUUUAUUC
Molecule: messenger RNA, 1119 nt
Organism: Lepus europaeus (European hare)
Lineage: Eukaryota; Metazoa; Chordata; Mammalia; Lagomorpha; Leporidae
Product: HUWE1-associated protein modifying stress responses 1-like
Source: RefSeq, a predicted model, not a curated record